Molecule: messenger RNA, 977 nt
Organism: Onychomys torridus (southern grasshopper mouse)
Lineage: Eukaryota; Metazoa; Chordata; Mammalia; Rodentia; Cricetidae
Gene: Cd300e
Product: CD300e molecule
Exons: 4
Coding region: 67-690 (207 amino acids)
Cellular component (GO): plasma membrane
Molecular function (GO): transmembrane signaling receptor activity
Source: RefSeq, a predicted model, not a curated record
CACACAUCUGGAGUCCAGCUGCCACCUGCCUUUUCCUACAGGCAGCAGCACCCAGGAGGCAGGAGCAUGUGGCUGUGCCCAGGUCUGCUCCUUUUCUGCCUUCAAGGUUGUCUAUCUCUAAAGGGCCCUGGCUCUGUGUCUGGCUACGUGGGAGGGUCUCUUCAUGUGCAGUGUCAAUAUGGAAAAUCACACAAGAACCAUCUUAAAUACUGGUGUCGAGGAGAGUAUGACACGAAAUGUAAAACCAUUGUGGAAACCAAAGGAGAUGGGGAAGAAAAGAAGAAUGGCCGAGUGUCCAUCAGAGACCAUCCUGAGAAUGUCACCAUGACAGUGACCAUGGAGAACCUCAGUGAAGAUGACGCUGGAUCUUAUUGGUGCAAGAUUCAAACUUUCUUCAUCUGGGAUUCAUGGUCACGUGACCCAGCCGUCCUUGUAAAGGUACAUGUUUUCCCAGCCACAACUCCCACGGAGACCACACUCCCAGCAACAACUCCCACCCUCCCACUAGUGAAUACCAGACAUCUGAGGAUUAGCACCACAGAGCUGUUCUUCCUCCAACUAUGGUCGCUGCUCAGCAGCAUCCACUUCCAGGUCCUGGUCUUCCUGAAGCUACCCCUGUUUCUGAGCAUGCUCUGUGCUGUCAUCUGGGUGAACAGGCUUCAGAAGAUCCCUGAGGGAAAUUUAGAGUGAACGGCCCAAGAGCUAUGAAGUGAAGCAUCCCAGGAAUGUUCUGGGAGGGACUCAGCCCUGCAGACUGGGUGAGAGACACACUGGACUCUGGAUUGAUUCUGCACGGAGGCAGCAGUGCCUGGAUUCUGGACUUCACUAUUCCCAUGUCUUAAGGGAGUGUCCUGAUUAUCUGAGAGCGAGUCCUAGAAAUCAGACUCCUGUGGAGUCCUCAGCAUAAACAGGGAACAGGGUUGGGACAUACUUUUAAUCCCAGUGUUGGAGAGGCAGAGGCAGGUGGCUCUCUGUGA